Ictalurus furcatus (blue catfish) is the source of this 3025-nucleotide messenger RNA. RefSeq names its product mitogen-activated protein kinase kinase kinase kinase 3b (gene map4k3b). The record is from RefSeq and is a predicted model, not a curated record. Bases 261 to 2984 code for a protein of 907 amino acids. NCBI's taxonomy places the organism in Eukaryota, Metazoa, Chordata, Actinopteri, Siluriformes, Ictaluridae. Gene Ontology annotation, molecular function: MAP kinase kinase kinase kinase activity; ATP binding. The transcript is spliced from 33 exons. Gene Ontology annotation, biological process: protein phosphorylation.
AUUUUAAUCAGGCGAACGAGAUAGCUAGCUAGCCUAGACGGGUCCUUGCGAAGACGUACAGGGGGAAAUGCGCGACAGAGCGAAAGAAGUGGACGGUUCUGCGCAUGCGCAACACGCAGCGACGGACAUGUUGAGUUCGGUAGCAGCGGAGGCGUCGUGCAGUGUUUCGAUGCGCAUCUCCGCCCGCGGUGUUUGCACCGCCAGACCCGGGGUUUGAGCGACAUAAGCGGCGGAGGUAGCAAAACAACACCAGUAAAGCCAUGAACUCGGGUUUGGACCUGUCGCGCCGGAACCCGCAGGAGGAUUUCGAGCUGAUCCAGAGGAUCGGUAGCGGAACCUACGGCGAUGUGUACAAGGCGCGGAACGUCAACACGGGAGAGCUGGCAGCCAUCAAAGUCAUUAAACUGGAACCAGGUGAGGACUUUGCGGUGGUUCAGCAGGAGAUUAUCAUGAUGAAAGAUUGUAAACACUCGAACAUUGUGGCGUACUUCGGCAGUUAUCUCAGGAGAGAUAAAUUAUGGAUCUGUAUGGAAUACUGCGGUGGAGGAUCACUACAGGAUAUUUACCACGUGACUGGACCUUUGCUGGAGUCGCAGAUUGCAUAUGUAUCACGGGAGACCCUUCAGGGGCUGUACUACCUCCAUAACAAAGGAAAGAUGCACAGAGACAUUAAGGGAGCAAAUAUCUUACUAACUGACAACGGCUACGUGAAGCUGGCGGAUUUCGGCGUCUCGGCUCAGAUCUCCGCCACUCUGGCCAAGAGGAAGUCCUUCAUCGGGACGCCAUACUGGAUGGCUCCAGAGGUGGCUGCAGUAGAGCGUAAAGGAGGUUAUAAUCAGCUGUGUGAUAUCUGGGCCGUGGGCAUCACUGCUAUAGAACUGGCCGAGCUGCAACCUCCCAUGUUCGAUCUGCACCCCAUGAGAGCUCUUUUCCUCAUGACCAAGAGCAACUUCCAGCCUCCUAAACUGAAAGAUAAACUCAAAUGGACGAAUAACUUUCAUCACUUUGUGAAAAUGGCGCUGAUUAAAAACCCUAAGAAGAGGCCGACGGCGGAUAAACUGCUGCAGCACCCGUUCGUAUCGCAGCCGCUGAGUCGCACCCUCGCCAUCGAGCUGCUGGACAAAGUCAACAACCCCGACCACGCCGACAUGGAGGAUAGCCACGACGGCGAGGACGAGGAAGCCGACCCUGAGUCUCCCGUGCACGUGCCUCAGCGGAUCACGUCAGCAAGCCGAAGUUCACGGGAUAAAAAGACUCUGUCGGAGAUCAACUUUGAUCAGGUGAAGUUUGAUCCUCCGCUGUGGAAAGAGACGGAGCUGCAUGAACCGGAACUGCAGCUGGAGCCGCAGAGUUUACUGGGUGAUCAUAAGAGUCUGUUAAAAUCAGUAGCAGAGGAACUCAAUCAGAGGGGUCAUGUGACACAUUUAGAGGAGGAUGAGGAGGAUGGUGAUGAUGAAGCUGGACAUUCAAACUCCAUUUCCACAAUGAGGCCUAAAAUCCCUCCCCCGUUACCCCCUAAGCCGAAGUCUCUCGGCGCUUCUCAGAGCGACCCUGAUGGAGAGGACGGCGUCGGAGAGGGGACCAUCAAACGUUGCCCUGUCUCCUCAAGCCCCGCCCCUCCUCCUCGCCCCGCCUCCUGUGUGCCCCCCAGGCCGCCGCCCCCUCGCCUGCCCCCCCAGAGACGCAGCAGCUUAGGUAAAGGGCCUCCCGAGCACGCUCGGACAGAACCCGAAGGGGAUGAUGGGAGUUUUAGGUUCUGGGACUGGCUUCACGCCGAGGAGCAGAAGGAAGACAGUAACGGAUUGAGCGCGUCGUCGCAGAACGGAGAGCGGGAAAGACUGUCGACUCUCCCGACCAUUCCCAGUCGCAGGAGCAAAGACGUUCCCAAGCCGAUGUGUAACGGUCUGCCUCCCACGCCCAAAGUGCACAUGGGAGCGUGUUUCUCGAAAGUGUUUAACGGGUGUCCGCUGAAGAUCCACUGCGCCGCGUCCUGGGUCAACCCGGACACCAGAGAUCAGUAUUUGAUUUUCGGAGGCGAGGAAGGAAUCUACAGCCUUAACCUGAACGAGCUUCACGAGACCUCCAUGGAGCAGAUAUUUCCCCGGAGGUGCACGUGGCUGUACGUGAUGAACAACUGGCUCUUCUCUAUAUCCGGUAAAGCGUCCCAGCUGUACUCCCAUAACCUGUGCGGUCUCUUCGAGCACGCUCGGCAGAUGCAGAGGUUACCCAUGGCCAUACAGACGUACAAACUGCCCGAUAAAAUCAUCCCUCGGAAGUUCACAGUGUCCAGUAAGAUUCCAGACACAAAGGGGUGCCAGAAGUGUUGUGUAGUUCGCAAUCCAUACACAGGGAUGAAGUAUCUUUGUGGUGCAUUCCAGUCCAGUGUAGUUUUGUUUGAAUGGGUGGAGUCCAUGCAGCGCUUCAUGCUCAUCAAGAGUAUAGACUUCACCCUCCCUUGUCCACUGGAGGUGUUUGAGAUGCUGGUGGUCCCGGAGCGUCACUACCCAUUGAUCUGUGUGUCCGUUGUUAAGGGCAGUCAGCCUGAUCAGGUCGUGACCUUUGGCACCGUUGACCCCAACGAUAUAGCGCCAACCUUCACUGAACCUGACACGUCACAGACGUGCGUCAUUCACGUCACGCAGCUGGAAAGGGACACCAUACUGGUGUGUUUGGACCGUUGUAUAAAGAUGGUGAACUUACAAGGCCGAUUAAAAUCCAGCAAGAAGCUCUCAGCCGAGCUCACCUUCAACUUCCAGAUUGAAGCAAUAGUGUGUUUGCAGGACAGCGUGCUGGCGUUCUGGAGACACGGCAUGCAGGGACGCAGCUUCAAAACCAAUGAGAUCACACAGGAGAUCUCUGACAGCUCACGCAUCUUCAGACUGCUGGGCUCAGACAGGACGGUGGUGUUGGAGAGUCGACCGACGGAUAACCCGACAGCUCAGAGUAACCUGUACAUACUUGCGGGCCAUGAGAACAGCUACUGAAUGCGCGCGCACACACACACACACACACACACACACACACA